AAUUUUUAGUAACUGAGACAUUUCUUUUUCGAGACUACGACACUCAAGACUGGAGUAGUAAUGAAGUCUCACAACGCAGAUGCCAGGCUCUGCAGGAGAUGCAACGAAACUGAGGUGACACUCAAGAUUCGCGCAGAGGCGAUAUGCAGCCCCUGCUACCGCCGUUUCGUCAACCACAAGACAGUCAAGCGCCUCGAGGUCCUCGCCAAAGAAAUCUCCGCCGCGCCCACCCAGACAAAGCGCAUCCUCGUAGGCCUCUCCCACGGCGCCUCGUCCGCCGCUCUUAUCGACAUCCUCAACACCCAGCUCCAGAACCAACUACGCAGGAGGCCGAGCGCCGCUUUUGAGAUUAUCGCCGUGCACGUCGACACGGACCUGCUUCGUGAGGAGGAGAAGGAGGAGAACUCCUCUUCCUCCCCCGCCUCGCAGAUGCUGCAGCGCUGCAGCACACGGUACCCCCAACUGCGCUUCUCGCGCGUGCCGCUCGCGCGCGUGCUAUCGCUCGACACGGUCGACUGGGCGGCGCUGCCGUCCAUCCCAGCGGACCAGGAGGCAGGGGCCCGAACGGCGGAGGAGAAGGUGGCGGGCCUGCUCGACCGGCUGCCGUCCACGACGUCCAGGACCGACAUCACGAGGCUGUUUGUGCGACACGUGCUCAUCGACGCCGCGCGCAGGGAGGGCUGCUGCGCGGUGCUGCUCGGGUGCAGCACGACUGCGCUCGCGGAGCUGACGCUGGGCGAGACGGCCAAGGGGAGGGGGUUUUCUCUGCCGUGGAUGGUGGGGGACGGGCCGCUGGUGGUUGCGAGGUUCCCUGCUGCGGGAUCCGUGACACGAGAGUCUAGUGCACAGAAGUUAUCAGUUUACUACCCUAACCGCGAUCUCUUCCGCAGCGAGCUCAUACAGUACGCCUCCCUUGCUGAGCCGCCGCUGACCGAUCUCAUCUGCUCUGAUACAGCGACCGGGGCAGCGUCUUCUGCGGUGGUGUCGCAUAAGGAUGUCAGCAUAGACAGUGUGAUGAGACGGUAUUUUGCGGACGUGGAAGAGAACUAUCCGUCCAUCGUGGCAAAUGUGGUGCGCACGACGGCGAAGCUGGAGAGGCGGGUGAAUGCGGAGGAGGAUGAGGAGGAGAGGCACUGCGGUUUAUGCGGCAUGGGCUUGGAUGAGCUAGGGGAUGAGAGAUGGAAGGGCGAGAUGGGUGAUGAUGGGAGUGGUAAGGAUGGAAGACUGUGUUAUGGUUGUUCGAGGGCUGUUCGUGGUUGA
Molecule: messenger RNA, 1260 nt
Organism: Cryphonectria parasitica EP155
Lineage: Eukaryota; Fungi; Ascomycota; Sordariomycetes; Diaporthales; Cryphonectriaceae
Exons: 4
Coding region: 61-1260 (399 amino acids)
Biological process (GO): tRNA wobble position uridine thiolation
Cellular component (GO): cytosol
Molecular function (GO): sulfurtransferase activity; tRNA binding
Source: RefSeq, a predicted model, not a curated record